This is a messenger RNA of Xenopus tropicalis (tropical clawed frog), 1151 nucleotides long. RefSeq lists its product as uncharacterized. Bases 141 to 902 code for a protein of 253 amino acids. NCBI's taxonomy places the organism in Eukaryota, Metazoa, Chordata, Amphibia, Anura, Pipidae. Gene Ontology annotation, cellular component: plasma membrane. The record is from RefSeq and is a predicted model, not a curated record. The transcript has 5 exons.
AAUUAACUAAAUGUAUUCCGAUGUUAUUGUCUGUUUGGUUAUUGGUUUUAACCAAAGUGCCAGAUAUUUAAUUUUCUAUUUCUUUUUUCUUCCAGAACAAGAUCUCUGAAGGGCGUAGGAGACCCUCCUGCCGAGCAGUGAUGGGUCCUACGUCUUUUCAUCUUUUAUUUAUUCUAUUUGUACUAUUUCAACUUUUCUGUAUCACGUCAGCGGUGAAAGUGGAAAACUUCACCUUAUUUGAAUCAAAGCUGACCCUGAAGGCACAUACAGCCAAUACCAUACCAUGUAUGUUCCAUACACGGCGUCACCUCAACCCACUCAAAGUGCAGUUGGAAUGGGGUAAAAUAGAGAGGAAUGAAUACGUGCCUCUUAUACACCUGUACGGGGACCAUGUAAGAAAGGCAUCGUCUGAUUAUGGAGACAAAUACCAAGUUUUUAUACCCGAGGUGUCAAAAGGAAACUGCUCUCUGGUGAUUAAUCCCACAGAAAUCACAGACAGCGGCACUUAUCAGGUCCGGCUGACAAUUGUAGGAAAGCUGUACCAGCCGACUCCUUCUAUAGAGGUUGAAGUUGUGAAUCAGCCCAAAGGGGAGUCCCGGGGAUGGUUUAAGAAAAAGACAACUACUGUCCCACCAACAACGACAACAAUGAUGGCAACAAAAGCAAAAAAAGGAUCAGCAGCGAAUAAUAAUGAAUCUGCUAGCGACAUCAUAUUCCACCAACUUGACGCAAUUGAGAAGAAAAUCUUUAUAUUUAUUAUAGUUAUUGGGGUUUUCCUCAGUAUAGCCGUAAUGGCUGGAGUCCUGCUAAUAAUUAAACUAAGGCAAAAAAGCAAAAACGGCGAUGAAGAAGAAGGGGAAGAUGAUGAGAGUGAAUCAGAAGACAGUUCAGACUCUUCUUAAGAAGGGGCAUCAUUACAUGAUGAGGGGGGGAAGGAGGGUGAAGUAUAUAUUGAGAACAAAGAGAAGCUUCUCAAUAGAGAAUAUUGAUAUAAAAGUCUCAGGGAAGAGAAGAAUAAGACCUAAAACCAAGGACACUGUUUCAAUUGCCUUUUGGAGGCAGAAAGGACUUUUUUUUGUAAAAAGCAACGCUUUUUUCUCAUUUGUAUCAUUCUUUUUAAAUUUCAAUAAACAAUAAAAAAUUUAAGCUAU